Messenger RNA from Fusarium poae, 417 nucleotides. RefSeq lists its product as uncharacterized. NCBI's taxonomy places the organism in Eukaryota, Fungi, Ascomycota, Sordariomycetes, Hypocreales, Nectriaceae. Gene Ontology annotation, biological process: pyruvate import into mitochondria. The record is from RefSeq and is a predicted model, not a curated record. The coding region runs from base 1 to 417 and encodes 138 amino acids. The transcript is spliced from 3 exons. Gene Ontology annotation, cellular component: mitochondrial inner membrane.
AUGGCUGCUAUCAUCAAGGCUGCGAACGCCAAGAUCCGGUCCAACCCGGUAUCUGAUUACAUUUGCUCGACCCACUUCUGGGGUCCUGUCUCCAACUUUGGCAUCCCUCUGGCUGCCAUCAUGGACACACAGAAGAGCCCUGAGUUGAUCUCGGGACAGAUGACUGGUGCUCUCAUCAUCUAUGCCGGUACCUUUAUGCGAUACUCUCUCGCUGUCACCCCCAGGAAUUAUCUUUUAUUCGCCUGCCACUUCGUCAACGCUGGUGCUCAGCUCACCCAAGGAUACCGAUACCUGAACUACCACUACUGGGGCGGAAAGGAGAACAUGCCCAAGGAGCAGCUGGUGCAAGCGGCUGAGGCUGCUAAGGGCAAGGUAGAGAAGGCCACGGAGAAGGUUCAGAACGCUGUCAGUAAAUAA